AUGGACCUGACCGAUCCCUCCUGGCAUCCCGGUGCAAAGAGCACCCCCACCUUUACCCUCGAGUUUCGCCUUCAGGCCCGUCAACAGCAAGCGCCGGGGAGCUGGCUGCAGCUGCUGGACUUCGACGAGCACAGGCCAUCCAUCGUCGAGCUCACCUCACCCACUUCUGGUCGCGCCAGCCACUCUUCGCACACCUUCUCCAGCCUCUUCCAGGCGCGCCCACUCUUCGCACACCUUCUCCAGCCUCUUCCAGGCGUCGCGCCCACUGUCCGGCUGUCCAGUCCUCCAGCUGUACUGUACAGCUCUCCAGCUUUCCAGCCGUUCAGCCACCAGCCACACGUCGGGGCCGACACGAGCGCGGCGGGCCACUACUGCGAUCCCCCUAGUCCUGACCCGGCUUAG
Verticillium nonalfalfae is the source of this 402-nucleotide messenger RNA. RefSeq lists its product as uncharacterized. The record is from RefSeq and is a predicted model, not a curated record. Bases 1 to 402 code for a protein of 133 amino acids. NCBI's taxonomy places the organism in Eukaryota, Fungi, Ascomycota, Sordariomycetes, Glomerellales, Plectosphaerellaceae. The transcript has 2 exons.